CAGUCUUUGACCGCUAGAUGGCGCUCUCACCCAGCGCACUCGCAACGCCAACGUAAUUAAUACUGCUGAGUAAGCGCAUGUAUGCAAUCGCCUCCCAAGUCCAAACACCAACAUGGGGAAAUUCGGGUUGCAGUUCAAAGCAACUUUGGAGAACAUCACGAAGGUUCGACCUGACGGAGACGACUUCCGCUGGUAUUUAAAGCUGAAGUGUGGAAACUGCGGUGAAAUCUCAGAUAAAUGGCAGUACAUCACACUGCUGGACAGCAUGCCGUUAAAAGGAGGCAGAGGCAGUGCGAGUAUGGUCCAGAAGUGUAAACUGUGCUCCAGGGAGAACUCCAUUGAUAUCCUGAAGGACACCAUCACGCCGUACAACGCAGAGGACAGCGAGAGGUUCAAGACCAUGGUGCAGUUUGAGUGUCGAGGCCUCGAGCCGGUCGACUUCCAACCUCAGGCAGGAUUUGCGGCUCAGGGCGCAGAGACGACCACUCAGUUCCCUGAAAUUAACCUUCAGGAGAAAGAUUGGACGGACUACGACGAGAAAGCCAGCGAGUCGGUGGGCAUCUAUGAAGUCACACAUCAGUUUAUCAAGUGUUGAAAGCGUCGGAGUGGAGAUGGCCUGAAAAUCCAGUGAGGAAAAAAGAGACCAUAUACAAGGAACAUUCAUAAAAAAUACAAGAAUUGUAAAUAGACAUGUUUGGGAAUACAAGAAAGAUGAGCAUUGGAGAUGCUGAUCUUAAUAAAAAUGUUAUCAAAGAA
This is a messenger RNA of Silurus meridionalis, 756 nucleotides long. It is a transcript of the gene czib, whose product is annotated as CXXC motif containing zinc binding protein. Lineage: Eukaryota; Metazoa; Chordata; Actinopteri; Siluriformes; Siluridae. Gene Ontology annotation, molecular function: zinc ion binding. Bases 113 to 595 code for a protein of 160 amino acids. The record is from RefSeq and is a predicted model, not a curated record. The transcript is spliced from 8 exons.